AUGGGGGCGAAGAGCUCCAAGCCGCCGCCGCGUAGGAUCGAACCGGAGGUCACAGCCGUUGAGGUUUUCCAGGACACCACGCCCCAGGCCCCGCGAGAACCCAGCAGCAAUCAUAAGCGGCAGAAGGGAGUCGCUCCAGCGCAGGGCGGUACGGCACAUGUCGUGCGGUCGAUUUUGCAGGAACCGCCGCCUCAAACCACUACUGCAUCGGAGACUCCGAGCAAACCGCCCGACACUCAGACAGGCAGUGACGACAGCCACAAUGCGAAGGACGGAAAGCUCAAGAAGAAGCGGCGACGCAGUAAAAAGGAGAAAAACAAGUUACCACCACCGAAACUCCAGAGCCCCCAAGCCAGGCAGCAACACUUCGAGCAGAUUAAAGAUGCGUACGCGUUGGACGAGGAGGCGAAGAAAGCGCCACCACCGGAUACUCGCUCUCGAUUUUUCAACUUUGAAAGCUGGAGGAAGACGCCGCAAACACCCUCAGGAAAG
This is a messenger RNA of Phytophthora sojae, 492 nucleotides long. RefSeq lists its product as hypothetical. The annotation marks the transcript as partial. The record is from RefSeq and is a predicted model, not a curated record. The transcript is spliced from 2 exons. NCBI's taxonomy places the organism in Eukaryota, Oomycota, Peronosporomycetes, Peronosporales, Peronosporaceae.